CCAACCGCCUAAAAAAUAUCACAAAAGGAAGAAGAAGAAGCUGCCGGUUGGCUCCAAUAGCACCAGAAGCGCGUGUAGACAGAAAUACAGACAUGGCUUCUAUUGGUGUUUGUGGAAAGUGGAUGUUUCUAUCGUGUGGCACAAGAUUGAUAGCAGCUCACAUCAAGAAGGAUAGAGAGCCAUUUGUAUUUGACUGUAGCACUGCCAAGAAAAAAGAAAAUGAUCCAAAGGCUUGCAUCAAUAGCCUUGGAGGUCCUAGUGGAAGUGACAUAAUAGUUUCCUUUGUUAUCUCACCAUCUGGAAAACUGGUGGCACUAAUUGAUGACUCUAAACGACUGGUCCUGUUUAAGAAUGAGCAUUCUUGGCAAUGGGCCAGCACCAGAUGGUUGGUGAGGAGGGGCACGUCCUUGGUGUUUAACAGGGCAGAAGACGAGGUCCUUGUGGCUGAUAAAUCGGGUGACGUUUAUUCCUUUUCGGUGAUGCAACCGGAGAAAGAAGGCGAGCUAAAGAUGGGCCACCUAUCCAUGAUCCUAGCUGUUACUGUGUCACUUGAUGAUAAGUAUAUCAUCACCUCUGACCGGGAUGAAAAAAUAAGAGUGAGUCACCGCUGUUCUCCGUACAACAUCCAGUCCUUCUGCCUAGGGCACAAAGAGUUUGUCAGCUCACUACUGGUUCCUUCAGGUGAUCGGCACUGGUUGUUGUCAGGAUCAGGGGAUGGGACAAUGAAUCUGUGGAACUAUAAAAUUGGUCAGAAGCUCCAAAGUUGGAACUUGCACGACCUGGAGGAGACACCGAAAUUGGAGAGUGAGCGGAAAGUAAUUGUUUGCCAUAUAACCAGCUCCUUUGAUGGGUGUCACAUAGCUGUGCAGUUUGACAGAGUGGCGACAAUUAAAUUUUUCAUGCUGAACCAGGAGAAUAAUGAGAAGAAACUUGUACCACAGAGCCGGCUUUCCCUGCCACACUGUCCACUUGACAUGACCUUUGAUCCAGAAGACCGUCUUUGGGUGCUAAUGGAUUCCUGUGAAACACUGCUUCAAAUCUUCACGCUUGAACAAUGCUCCUGGAAGUGUCAAGCUUCUACCAUUGAACUAAAAAGAGUGACUGCUAUCUUCAAGCCUCACUGGCAGACUCUUGAUGCUUCCACAAGGGGAGUUAGCCGUUUUGAACAUCUGCACAAGGUGACUUUUGAUAACAUAACAGUGUACAUGGAAAAGAAACAGCAACGAUUGGAGGAACAGCAACAGAAGAGGAAAAUGGAACAGAAAAACAAAGGCAAGAAGGCCAGAAAAUAAGUGUUUUGAAUUAUAAUGGCUUUGUUUAAAUGAAUUGACUGUAUUUUUCAUUUCUUUACUUCUUUGGAUGAGCCAUGAUAAUAAAUGUCAAUUACAUGGAA
Molecule: messenger RNA, 1393 nt
Organism: Syngnathus acus (greater pipefish)
Lineage: Eukaryota; Metazoa; Chordata; Actinopteri; Syngnathiformes; Syngnathidae
Gene: wdr4
Product: WD repeat domain 4
Exons: 11
Coding region: 93-1292 (399 amino acids)
Biological process (GO): RNA (guanine-N7)-methylation
Cellular component (GO): tRNA methyltransferase complex; nucleus; cytosol
Molecular function (GO): tRNA (guanine(46)-N7)-methyltransferase activity; protein binding
Source: RefSeq, a predicted model, not a curated record